Molecule: messenger RNA, 838 nt
Organism: Callorhinus ursinus (northern fur seal)
Lineage: Eukaryota; Metazoa; Chordata; Mammalia; Carnivora; Otariidae
Gene: EIF4EBP1
Product: eukaryotic translation initiation factor 4E binding protein 1
Biological process (GO): negative regulation of translational initiation
Cellular component (GO): cytoplasm
Molecular function (GO): eukaryotic initiation factor 4E binding
Source: RefSeq, a predicted model, not a curated record
AGGGGCCGGAGUGGCCGGAGGGCCACGCUCCGGCUGCAGGCGCAGCGCGCGGGAGACCAUGUCCGGGGGCAGCAGCUGUAGCCAGACCCCAAGCCGGGCCAUCCCCGCCACUCGCCGGGUGAUCCUCGGCGAUGGCGUGCAGCUUCCGCCCGGGGACUACAGCACCACCCCCGGCGGCACGCUCUUCAGCACCACCCCGGGAGGUACCAGGAUCAUCUAUGACCGGAAGUUCUUGAUGGAGUGUCGGAACUCACCUGUGACCAAAACACCUCCGCGGGACCUGCCCACCAUUCCCGGAGUCACCAGCCCCACCAGUGAGGAGCCCCCCACAGAGCCCAGCCAGAACCACCUGCGCAACAGCCCAGAAGAUAAGCCGGCCGGUGGUGAAGAGUCACAGUUUGAGAUGGACAUUUAAAGGACCAGCCAUUGAAUCGAGCAGUGCCUCUGGGCCCCCCCCCGGCCCUUCUCGGGAGAGAAGUCACACCAGUCAGGCCUUUUGCGAGUCCUCAUCCUGGGCAGGCGUUGAGCAUGGGGUUGGCCAUCCUGACUCUCUGCUCCCUCUCUCAGGGCACCUUCUCCCCCUUCCUCUUUGUGAACACCAGCGGAUACCUCCAUGUGCCUUCAUUCAUGCAGAAGCUGCCACCCUAAUGGGAGUGACUCUCAUGAGCACACCCUGCAACCCAGGGCCAGCAUUGGAUGUGGAGGAGCCCUUCAGCUCUUCCAGCCCCAUCCUCUGGGGGCGCACCCACCCCUUCCUUAGGUUGGUGUGUGUGGGAAAACUCCCCUCCCCCCUCUUCCCCAAGAGAGGAAAUAAAAGCCACCUUUGCCCUAGGGCCAA